ACUGGAUGGAGUAAAAACGUACAUGAGAAUGCGUAGAGUGCCGAAUCACCUACAAGUGAAGGUCAUCAAGUGGUUCGAUUACCUGUGGUUAACCCAAAAGUGUUCAGACGAAGAACGAGCGGUGUCGUGCCUUCCGGACAAGCUCAAAGCGGAAAUUGCCAUCAACGUCCAUCUUGACACACUCAAAAGGGUCGAGAUAUUUCAAAACACCGAAGCCGGUUUUUUAUGCGAACUUGUGCUCCGCCUUAGGCCGGUCCUCUUCUCGCCCGGGGAUUACAUUUGCCGGAAAGGAGAGGUGGGGAAAGAGAUGUACAUAGUAAAUCGUGGUAGACUUCAGGUGGUUGCCGACAAUGGAAGGACCGUAUUGGCUACUCUUAAGGCGGGAAGCUACUUUGGCGAAAUAUCAAUUUUGAACAUGGGCACGGCAGGAAAUCGACGAACUGCGAGCGUUCGAUCGGUGGGAUAUAGCGAUCUGUUUGUUCUAAGUAAAAAGGACAUGUGGGACGUGCUUAAAGAAUAUCCCGCAGCCAGGGUCAGACUCGAAGCCAUUGCCGUCAAAAGACUGGAGAAAUACAAAAGGGCGCCAUUAGAAAAAGCUGCCAUGGGACGAAGUCAGUCGACUCCUGGUCUCGUAGAAUCCCGAGGUCGAAUACCGUUGGAGGAGAUGUGGCUUCCUCCAAGUUUAGCAGGAUUAACUCCUAUCUAUCCCAGGUCACUAUUAGAGACUCCGCCACCUCGUAUCCUCGACAGUCCCGGUUCGAAAGGUUCACGCGGAUCAAAGGGUUCGAGAGAUUCCAGAGGUUCUACGAGCAGCGGAAGAAGUCAAAGGCAAAUUUCCGCAUCUCAUGCCAGAUCAGGCACUACACUUCACUGCGACAGUAUGACUCAAUUGGUCUCUGAAGCGGCUACACCACUGCUGGGUUCACACGAAGCGCUCGAGGCCGAAAUCAAACGCCUUCGCGAACGUUUGCAAACAGUGGAGUCGGAGAAUGCGGCGAUGAGCAUCAAGCUGAACCAGCAACAGUGGGAAUUGCAACAUCGUUUGGCCGAAAUUGAAAUGCAAAUUUGCGGCUCCAGAUCGACGAGUAGCUUAGAAGACAACGAACGCAAUCGCGAAAGCAUUAUUUAACAACUAAAUCCGCUGCCUUACAACAUACUACAAGCGCAAACGUACGCUAUUGCGCAGUACGUUGUUUAAUGGCGGCAAGAUUAAAAAAUAGAAAAUAUUUAUACAUUGUGUACAGUGAUUACAUAGAUAGCUAUCGUUAGUGUUUCGGUGACAUCGUUAAACGGGUAUAAGUGUUAACAAAUCGGUAAAUGCACACGUGUUUAUUUUAUAACAACUUAUCACAUACCAAAAACAUUUUUAUACUUACUGUGACCUUUCGGAAUUAUUUUGGAUUUAUACAUUAAAGGAAAUUGGUUACACGGUACACGACGUCAAUUCUUUUAGCUGUAACAGCUUCUUCAAUUAUUUGAAGCGAUAUCUAAACUGAAAUGUUUUCGUCAACUGAUCGGGGCAAAAUUUAAGGGAAUUGUCGCGUUUUUGUUUUUAAUUGACUUAGAAAAUAAACACGAGUGAUGAACUGAAACAAUUAAAGUGGACACGUACUAAUUAUUAUAUGAACUAAAUGGAUUUUGUAAAAUCGCAAUUAGAACAAAAUCGGGCGGGUAAAAAAAAAGAAAAUUUUUGAACUUAUAUUGCAUUCAAUUACAAAUGCUCCUUGACUGCCAAAUAAUAUUAAUAUUUUGUAGAGAAACUGAUAUAAAAAUAUAUUGUACAAAACCCGGUGAGUGAGCUUGAAAACAAAAGCGUAGACAUAAACACGUAUUAUACAUUUGGUGCUUAAAUGGAGAACUUUGUGUUGAUAUGCGAGGUGCCAUAAUUUUGCCAUGUAAAUAAAUAACCGUAAUAGAAAAUGAGUGUUAAUUGAACUUAUGUUCCCGUAUAUCUUAUUAUGGUGCGACAGAGAGAUGGACCCCCUUCAAACCACCCCCUAUCAUCACAUCGUCAUCGUCAUCAUCCACAACUUCUAGCUGCGUUUGACGUCUUAUGAACUUAAUACCUGCUACUGAUUAUUACUUGCAGCUUUUUAAAGAUUCAUUAAUUUAUUGAAAUCAUUUUUUUUAUAUCGUUAAGGUACAUUUAAGUUUAUCUGGUAAUAUUUGUAAUUAGAUACUAACAAAAUAGAAUACCUAUUAUAAUCACAAAAACGCCACGAUAAAAUACAUACUUAAAAAUUGGCAGCGAGAUGCGGUAAUACAUUAAAGGUUAAGCAAUUAGCAAUAUUACAUAGAAUCAGUGGCGUAAUAAUAAGCAGAACGGGGAAAA
Messenger RNA from Agrilus planipennis (emerald ash borer), 2332 nucleotides. RefSeq names its product cyclic nucleotide-gated channel rod photoreceptor subunit alpha-like. The transcript has 5 exons. Gene Ontology annotation, molecular function: intracellularly cGMP-activated cation channel activity; protein-containing complex binding; cGMP binding. The record is from RefSeq and is a predicted model, not a curated record. Gene Ontology annotation, biological process: monoatomic cation transmembrane transport. NCBI's taxonomy places the organism in Eukaryota, Metazoa, Arthropoda, Insecta, Coleoptera, Buprestidae. The coding region runs from base 23 to 1129 and encodes 368 amino acids. Gene Ontology annotation, cellular component: plasma membrane; intracellular cyclic nucleotide activated cation channel complex.